This is a messenger RNA of Bombus huntii, 2442 nucleotides long. RefSeq lists its product as uncharacterized. The transcript is spliced from 4 exons. The coding region runs from base 23 to 1255 and encodes 410 amino acids. The record is from RefSeq and is a predicted model, not a curated record. Gene Ontology annotation, biological process: sensory perception of smell; detection of chemical stimulus involved in sensory perception of smell. Gene Ontology annotation, cellular component: plasma membrane. Lineage: Eukaryota; Metazoa; Arthropoda; Insecta; Hymenoptera; Apidae. Gene Ontology annotation, molecular function: olfactory receptor activity; odorant binding.
GCAAUGACGACUACAUUUCACGAUGACGAACCAACCCGUGACAAUAGGAGCAAGCGCUAAGGCCAACAGUGACUACGGUCUCCAACUGAAUCGAUGGUUCCUAAAACCAAUCGGUGUAUGGCCGUCGUUUCCCUCUACUACGAGAUUCGAGAAGAUAAUUUCGAUUACAUUAAACGUCAUUUGCUACUCUUCGAUAAUACUCACUACGAUUCCUUGUUUGGUACGCAUGUUUUUAGAAGACGAGAGUAUUUAUUUGAAACUAAAGUCGCUAGGUCCCGUGAGUCAUUGGAUCGUCAGUGGCGCGAAUUACACUACUUUACUACUGCGGAGCAAAGAUAUACGUCAGUGCAUGGAACACAUGGAAGCUGACUGGCAAACAGUGACCAGAGAGAAGGAUCAAUGGGUGAUGCUAAAGAACGCGAAAUUCGGUCGCUAUGUAGCAGCUUCGUGCGCUAUUUUCAUGCAGAGUGGCAUUAUGUGCUUUAUUUUCGUCGCAGCAAUGGAUACUGUGGAGAUUCAAGUUGGAAACGAAACGAGGGUUUUACACGUGUUACCUUGUGCAGUAUACAAGAAGCUAAUAAACGUCGAUGAAAGUCCAACGAACGAAAUCGUGCUCUUUUUACAAGCGUGGUGUACUAUGAUUGCGAAUUCCAGUACAGUUGGAAUGUUCAGUCUUGCAGCUGUUCUAGCUGCUCACGCGUGCGGUCAGCUGAAUGUAGUUAUGGUAUGGAUCACUGAAUUCGUGAACGAACCGAAGAAGACAGAUGGUCCUAAGGGCAUAGGAGUUAUUGUGGAGCGACAUUUGAGGACGCUGAAUUUCAUUGGAUAUAUCGAGAAUCUGAUGAACCGGAUAUAUUUUUUAGAGAUAUUUAGAUGCACGAUGGACAUAUGCAUACUGGGUUACUACAUUCUUUCGGAAUGGGCUGAUCAAAACGUUCAAAGUCUCGUUACGUAUAUUAUGAUAUAUAUUUCAAUCGGUUUCAACGUUUUUCUAAUAUGUUACAUAGGUGAAAUAUUGACAGAACAGAGUAAGAAGGUUGGUGAAGUAGUUUAUAUGACAAACUGGUAUUACUUACCCGAUAAAACAAUCCUCGACUUGAUUUUGAUCAUCGCGCGAUCGGGUGUGGUCGUUCAAAUCACCGCUGGAAAAAUGGUUCACAUGUCUGUCUACACAUUCGGUGAUGUAAGUCAUUUUGAUCCUUUUAUUUACAUCUGUGUGUCCGUCUACAUGAAAUAUUCCCAUUUCAGGUGGUAAAGACCGGUUUCGCGUAUUUGAAUCUCUUACGACAAAUGACAUGAUUAAAUACAUUACUAAUUAAUUUUUUAAUUGUGUAACUUUUUGUAAACGAUAUUGUAAAAUUUGGAAUACAAACAAUAGCAACACAGAAUCUGCAUCUGGAAUUUUAUACAUUUAAUGUACAUAUACGCGUAUUUCAUAUUUCUUAUUUGUUCCUCUCAUUACUCAUUAUUUUCCUCGCAUUACUAUCUCCUCAAUUUCACAUCAAGAAUGAAAUUAUAUCGCACCAUUAACAUACUGAUUGUCACAAGUGAAUUUCCAAUGACGUCAUAGUGGCCACUGUUUACCGUCGAUACCAGAAUGGAAGUAUUUACAUUAAAUGUAUAAUUGUACUUGUAAUGUGAUUAAUACUUUUAGUGUCACAGUAAGUAGUUUUAUCAAUUUUGUUUUUAACACAGUUACAAAUUUUAUCUUGCAUAUACCAAAGGAAUAUUUCCAUUCCUUCAGUUUGAAAAUAGCAGCGGUACAAAUUAACACUUAUUGUUUCGACGCAAUCUUCCAACAGUCUAAAGAAUCGAUUUCAUAAAUACUUCCCUGCCUCGAACAAACCCAAUUCGAUCUCGUGAACCACAAGAAGCAUUGCGUGCUUCGAGCUCUUCGAUCCUUGCAAUUAUUCACAACCUUCUAAACCAACUCCCAAACCUACAUUUGUUGUCCUAUCACAAAUUCUAACAACUAGACAAAUCGAUCGGCUUUAAUAAUACCGAAAAAAAUUCGCGCAGGCGUUAAACAACUUCGUGCUGUUAUUCUCCUGUAAGAGUGGCAAUUCAAUAAUUACCGGGGCAGCCACAAUGAGCGAAUCCACGAUCAUGAAAGCGAACGCCAAAAGUCAUAGCGAUUACAGUCUAUAAAUAAAUCGGUGAAUAUUAAAACCGGUCGGUGCUUGGACAUAUUUCUCCAUUACGUCGACACACCAAGGCGUCAUUUCCUUAUUUUUAAUCGUUCUCUGCUACGUCAUUAGACUGUUCAACAUAAACCCUUGCGUCCCACUCUUAGCGCGCUUCUUCCAGAUCGCAGUACGACUUGGCGGAGAAACUUGUUUCUCUACAUUUGAUGACGCAGAGAAACUUCUUCUGGUCAGAGCCGCUUGAUGCGAUCUAUCUUUAAUAACCAGAUUUCCGACAGGUGAUCCCUUUAGAAACUCG